Molecule: messenger RNA, 2111 nt
Organism: Xiphias gladius (swordfish)
Lineage: Eukaryota; Metazoa; Chordata; Actinopteri; Istiophoriformes; Xiphiidae
Product: calcium/calmodulin-dependent protein kinase kinase 2
Exons: 17
Coding region: 341-2077 (578 amino acids)
Biological process (GO): protein phosphorylation; CAMKK-AMPK signaling cascade; activation of protein kinase activity
Molecular function (GO): protein kinase activity; ATP binding
Source: RefSeq, a predicted model, not a curated record
AGACAGCCCACAGCUCCUCGAGUACAUGCCCAUAUUUUGAAACUAUUUCAUUACCACCCCGCCCGUUUCGUCAACGCUUCCUCCAUGUGAGGCACGGGACCUGUGUGCUCCGCUGGAUUGGUCCAUCACUACAUCGGUUAUCAGUCUGUUACAGUCUCUUCGCUCCUUAAGCAGCUAAGCUAGCCGUCGCAGCACAGACGCUGCUCACACCACCGCAGCUGAAAGGGAGAAGGGACCCCAUAACUGUGACUCGUAGGCCCAAGAAACACGUUAAGGAACCAUUCUCCCUGCGGUUCCCAUCUGAUGGAGCGGUGGUCGUCAGUCUUUGCGAAAAGGCACCAUGUUUCCUUGUCACGUCACCCCCUGGCCCUCUGCUGAGUCAGCGGCCUCCUGCAGCAGUCAUGCACCCCCAGCGCAGUCCUCGCAACCCCUUCCUGACCUGCUGUGCAGCUGUCCUGCUCCACCUUUGAAUACCCACUCUGAGACACCCUCCCCGGACCCCAUGGAGUCCGUCAUUGUGGUCACAGAGUACGAACCCAGCAGACCACCUGGAGAGGCUGGGGAGGAGGAGGAGGUGGAAGAAAUGGACAGUUCUGAGACACCUGAACCAGCUUCCUCUGUGGCGGCACCUUUCCCCACUCCAUCCUGCGACCUGCUGUCCCAUACAGUUUGCCGCUCAGAGGCUCUGCUACCCGAAAGCCAAGAGCAUAGGGGAAGAUUAAACCUGUCAGACAGGAAACUAUCUCUGCAGGAGCGUUCGCAUAGUGCAGCAUCGCCCUGCAGCUCUCCGGGACUCAACGGGCGCUAUAUUUACCCAUCAUUACCCUACUCACCCAUCACAUCACCUCACUCCUCUCCACGCUUGCCCCGUCGACCCACUGUGGAGUCCCACAGUGUUUCCAUCACAGACCUCCAGGACUGUGUUCAACUCAACCAGUAUAAGCUGAAAGACGAGAUUGGAAAGGGAUCCUAUGGUGUUGUCAAGCUGGCUUACAAUGAGGAUGACAACACAUACUAUGCGAUGAAGGUGUUGUCCAAGAAGAGGCUGAUGAGGCAGGCAGGUUUCCCACGGAGACCUCCACCUCGUGGAGCCAAAGCAGCCCCUGAGGGUCCCCCUCAUCCUAAAGGACCCCUGGAGCGGGUCUAUCAAGAGAUUGCCAUCCUAAAAAAGCUGGACCAUCCCAAUGUAGUAAAACUAGUAGAAGUUUUGGAUGACCCCAGCGAAGACCAUCUGUACAUGGUAUUUGAGCUCGUCAAGCAGGGGGCUGUGAUGGAGGUGCCGACAGAUAAACCUUUGAGUGAGGACCAGGCACGCUUUUACUUCCAGGAUCUGCUCAGGGGAAUCGAGUAUUUACAUUACCAGAGGAUCAUCCACAGAGACAUCAAGCCCUCUAACCUCUUGGUGGGAGAAGAUGGACACAUCAAGAUAGCAGACUUUGGAGUCAGUAACCAGUUUGAGGGAGCUGAUGCCCUCCUGACAAGCACUGUGGGAACACCUGCUUUCCUUGCCCCUGAAGCGCUCUCCGAGACCAGGAAGAACUUCUCUGGAAAGGCUUUGGAUGUUUGGGCCAUGGGAGUGACGCUUUAUUGCUUCGUCUUUGGAGUGUGUCCAUUUAUGGAUGAGCGCAUCCUCAGUCUUCAUCAGAAAAUCAAGACACAACCUGUGGUGUUACCUGAACAUGCUGACAUAUCAGAUGAUCUCAAAGAUUUGUUGCUGAAAAUGUUGGACAAGAAUCCAGAGACCAGGAUAUCAAUUGCACAGAUUAAGCUGCACCCAUGGGUGACAAGGCACGGUGCCGAGCCCCUCCCGCCAGAGGAUGACAACUGUUGUAUGCUAAUUGAGGUGACCGAGGAGGAGGUGGAGAAUUCAGUUAAACACAUCCCCAGCCUGGCUACAGUGAUCCUGGUGAGAACCAUGCUGAGGAAACGUUCCUUUGGGAACCCCUUUGAUUGGGGCCGUAAAGAGGACCGCAGCAGUUUGUGUGCUCCAGGGCAAACGCUCACGAAACAGGAGAGUGGUGAUGGCAUGAGGAGUAUGGACCUGCCCUACGUGGGAGAAGAUGAGGCUCUUUCCUGAUGCUGAGGGUUCAUUAUGCACUGCCUGCAACCAC